AUGUCAGAAGUUCGUAAAUUUGUCAUGAAUGGCGAUAGAAUGACUGGAGUAGAUAAAGCAGAAGGGCAAUUUUAUGCAGGGGAUGAGGGACAGCGCCCAUUUUGUGGUGGACCGAAAACGACUUGCUGCAAUGGACGACAAGAUGAAUGCUCAAUGGAUAGGGACGGAGGGCUUACCAAGUGUUAUUGUGAUGAUUUUUGCGAAAAGUCCCAUUCUUCACCUCAUGAAGAUUGCUGUUGGGAUUACUGGCAUGUUUGUCGUAACAAACCAAAUCCUACGAGUAUAAUUCAAGGUCAGUGA
Nezara viridula (southern green stink bug) is the source of this 300-nucleotide messenger RNA. The record is from the annotation of a GenBank genome assembly. NCBI's taxonomy places the organism in Eukaryota, Metazoa, Arthropoda, Insecta, Hemiptera, Pentatomidae.